AUGAGCCAAGUUGCAGAUGAAGUGAAAACGUUCCUCGCCGGAUCUCAAGAAACCUUAAAUCUACCACCAAUGGAUAAACGAACAAGAAAAAUGGUCCACGAGUUGGCAAACAAAUUCGACAUCAAAUCCAAGUCAAUUGGGGCUGGUGAGCAGCGUAGGCCGGUCUUAUAUCGAACGAAGAGAACAACGUAUAAGGAAGCCGCUUUCGAGCAGGCCGUCAUGCGACUCAAACGACAAUAUUCACGGUCUUCUCAGCCGUCUAAACAAGGUCAAAAUCGACAGAAAGCGUCAGGCCGAGGUGACGCCGGAACUAGCUACCGGGACGGUGAGGUCAUCGGUGCGUCUGCGCCAGAACUGGGGAGCGAAAAUCGAGGUCGAACUAUGCUUGAGAAAAUGGGUUGGAGUACCGGAACACCUUUGGGCGCUAGUGAUAAUCAAGGUAUACUGCAGCCUGUGAGUCAAACGAUGAAACGAACCCGAGCGGGUCUCGGACAGGAGUAG
Messenger RNA from Trichoderma virens Gv29-8, 501 nucleotides. RefSeq lists its product as uncharacterized. The transcript is spliced from 2 exons. NCBI's taxonomy places the organism in Eukaryota, Fungi, Ascomycota, Sordariomycetes, Hypocreales, Hypocreaceae. The coding region runs from base 1 to 501 and encodes 166 amino acids. Gene Ontology annotation, molecular function: nucleic acid binding. The record is from RefSeq and is a predicted model, not a curated record.